This is a messenger RNA of Musa acuminata AAA Group (dessert banana), 1162 nucleotides long. RefSeq names its product 14-3-3-like protein D. NCBI's taxonomy places the organism in Eukaryota, Viridiplantae, Streptophyta, Magnoliopsida, Zingiberales, Musaceae. The record is from RefSeq and is a predicted model, not a curated record. Gene Ontology annotation, cellular component: cytoplasm. The transcript has 6 exons. Gene Ontology annotation, biological process: signal transduction; intracellular protein localization. Bases 87 to 839 code for a protein of 250 amino acids.
GCAUCUCGGAGUAGCUGUCGCCGAAGACCCAAACCUUGGAAGACGAGGAUGAGGAAGAGGAACAGAUCGAUGCGUUCCGACCUCCCAUGGCGUCGCAGAGAGAUCGCGAGAAUUACGUCUACAUCGCCAAGCUCGCCGAGCAGGCCGAGCGCUACGACGAGAUGGUGGACGCGAUGAAGAAGGUAGCGAGCCUAGACGUCGACCUCACCGUGGAGGAGCGAAACCUGCUGUCGGUGGGGUACAAGAACGUGGUCGGGGCGCGGCGGGCCUCGUGGAGGAUCCUCUCUUCGAUCGAACAGAAGGAAAAGGCCAGAGGCAAUGAGCAUCACGUCAAGCAGAUCAAGGAGUACCGGCAGAAGGCGGAAUCGGAGCUCUCCGGCAUCUGCAGCGACAUCAUGACCUUGAUCGACGAGCAUCUAAUCCCGUCCUCCACCGCCGGGGAGUCAUCGAUUUUCUUCUACAAGAUGAAGGGAGAUUAUUAUCGCUACUUGGCAGAAUUCAUGACUGGCAAUGAGAGGAAGGAUGCUACAGACAAGUCUUUGGAAGCAUAUCAGGCAGCUACCAGUACAGCUGAGGCAGAUCUGCCUCCUACACACCCAAUUCGCCUUGGUUUGGCAUUGAAUUUCUCUGUGUUCUAUUAUGAGAUCAUGAACUCACCUGAAAGGGCUUGUCACCUUGCCAAGCAAGCUUUUGAUGAAGCAAUUUCUGAGCUGGAUACAUUGAGUGAGGAAUCAUACAAAGACAGCACAUUAAUUAUGCAACUUCUGAGGGAUAACCUCACAUUGUGGACCUCUGACAUCCCUGAGGAUGGAGUAAGAUUAGCAUGGAUCACAAUAUGAGAUCCUGCUACUUAAUUGGAGUUGGGUGGAUAACGUUUUCUUUGGCUUUCUCAUGCUGAAGUGUGAUGGCGCCUUACAGAUAUAUCAACCUUUACGAGAUGAAACUAUGUAAAUUCAUUCUGAUUCCUAUUCCUUAAAAUAAAACAUUUGGGAAACUGUGGAUUCUCGGUGACCUUCUGUGCUGUUUGUGAGUGUUUAAUUUAUUUUCUAAACUUUACCCUGGCAGUGCAACCCAGCAAAAGCUUACUUUUCUUAUAUUUUCGGUUAUUCACUUCUCGUGAUCUUAACUUGAUUAUCUGUCAUGUUUGCACCCUGAUUGCUGA